Molecule: messenger RNA, 1152 nt
Organism: Pseudomassariella vexata
Lineage: Eukaryota; Fungi; Ascomycota; Sordariomycetes; Amphisphaeriales; Pseudomassariaceae
Exons: 1
Coding region: 479-976 (165 amino acids)
Source: RefSeq, a predicted model, not a curated record
CUAUAUACAGACACAUGAAGUUGGAGAUCGUGAUCGAGUCGAUGUUGCUUGCCAAGUAGGAACGGAGCCCGUCACCAGGACCUUCGACUCCUUCUCACUGCCGCCAUGGUUUGAUCGCCGGCAUGUUCGCAGCCCAUUUUGCAGAUCGUUCUUUACGUGGUCAAGUGUGCAUACCUUGCGCGAGGCUCACCUAGGCAAGAUCUCGAUACAGACCACGAGGUGUCACUAAUUAAGGGCAAACUUACUUGCGCAUCUAUAUAUUGUUGCCAAACUUCAAGCUCUUCAAAAUUUUACUUCAAACCGUCCCCCAGGCGCUCGCAAGUUUAGGAAGAUCGAAGCUCCCCCGGAACUCAGCUCCGCAGGUCGCUACACCGACAAACAGCUAAGCUUUUUCGUUCAAUCGCAUCGAUCAAAUCAUCGGGCUCGCAGCCCUUGGUGAUCGACUUGCUGCUGCAUUGGGGAGGGAUGCACGUAGGGCAUGAUCGAAUGGAGCCGACACCAUGGAAUUCUUGCUGCUGCACAUGGACAUUGCAAACAGGAUGUGACCAUUUUGCUAGAGGUAGUACCUGCAGCAAACGUGGCCAACAAGCAUGAGCAUGAUGACGGAUGGAACCACGGGCGGGAAGAGCGUUCUGGGGUUUCGCAAAGCAAACGGGCUGAGUGUUCUUUAUCUUUUAAAACGCAUUUUGAACGAAGUCGGGAAGGAAUCAAGAUUCUGUUCCCAUUGCCGCCCAUGACCUCAUCGCCCACGCCGCGCUUGUUUCACUCACUAUGCUGGUUCCCCACAAACCCCGAAGAGGCUGCCGGACAACGCGGCCGACCAAUGAUCGGAUGUAUUGCGCUGUUGCUCUCUGCCUCAACCCGGCAUGAUGGGUCUCGCGGCACUUGGAGGGCAUCUGACCGGUGUCUACACUUCGCUAGGUGGCACAGAGGAACCCUGAACUCGAAGGGUCCCAGCCAGCCUGGUCUCGCUUGAUAUCAUCAACAAGGCUACUCAAUAGUUGACAUUAGCCUGGGCUUGCGCACAACCCAUCAGAGUUCGCCAUUUGGGUACUGUGACACGAAGGUUGAUGAAUGUUGCUGACGGUGCUUGAGCCGCUAAUAUUUUCACAGCAUUGACCGACAACGGUCGAUUCAUGAAGCUGUGUCCCC